CCGAUACCGAUGCGAUUGCAUGAUGUAUGCUGUUAGACAUGAAUUUUCAUUUGUUGGAUGAUGCAUUCAAAAUUCUAUGCAUGAUUAGGCUUGCCAUUGAUCUUGAAUUAAUCUUUAUUUCUAAAGUUAAACAAUAUCUUUUAUUUCUAAUAAAUGAUAUGCGGAUCGCAAUUAGAAACAAAUAUGCAUACAUUCUUCUUGAUGACGACUGUAUUUUGCCUCUGCAUCGGAAGGUAGGUUUUCAAUUUAAAAACAUGGUCAAUAGAUCAAUAGUUUUUUUUUUUUAAAGAUUAAGGACUCUUGUUUUCUUGUAUUUUUGAUUUACUUCUAAAUAAAUUAUUAGUGACUAAAUUAGUGAUGUUAUUAUAUUAUAUGAAUAUGAUGGUCAUUAUGGACAUUCAUUAUGGUCAAGGAAGGUUUGUUGAAUUUAAUUAAAAUUAAUUAUGUAUAGUAUGAAUUUUUAAAACUAGACCUAUUUUUUUAAUUAAGUCUUAAAUAAGGUAAUAAUAAAUAAUGAAAACUUACUGUAUCAGUAAUCUGUAUACUGUAUAAUAAUAGUACAACUAUAACACUAACACUAUUUAUUUACUAUUAUAUAACUAAUUAACUUACUUAUGCUACUACUACUUGACUUAUACUUAUAACUAUAAAUAAUAUGAUGACUAUACAAAAUCUCUUUGUUAAUUUAGUAAAUUAUAUUAGAGGGCCAUGAAGAACAAUGGAAAUUUACGUUCAACUUAUACAAUACAUAGUUAUAUACUUUCAAUAUUGACAGUAUAUAAUAUAAUAUAAAAUAAUAAUAUAGUAAGCCUACAUUAGGGCAAUGAUUAUGAUUAUUAUGAAUCAUGAAUCAUUAUUAAUGUUUACAGCCUUACAUUACAGAGUUUACAGAGUUAUAAAAUUUCUUAGUGGCAAACACAUUUAUUAACUUUUCAGACUAAACAAAAACAGUCUUUUUAGUUUUAGAAAUAACCUAUAAUAUUAACUAGUAACUACACAUAUAACAAUUAAAUAUUAUUAAUAUUUAAUAAUAUUAUUUUUUUUCUCUAAUAGGUCUAACUCAUUUGACCUGAUGAAAAUUCUCAGAAAUGUUAAAGAAAGUGUUUACGAAAAAGCAAUUAAGGUCAAACAAGUGGUGGUAGAAGAACUAAAAGAAUUUGGGGCAUUUGUGAAAGAACAUAGUGUUAAAGCUGAAAAGGAAGUUGUAAAAGAUCUGGGAAAAUUUGGAGAAAUUGUGAAAGAAAACACCAUUGAAGCUGAAAAGGAAAUUGCUAAAGAUCUCAAAAUAGUUGGAAAAACGUUGAAAGAUAACACAAUUAAAGCUGUUAAUGAAGUGGUUGAAGACAUCAGGAAAGUUGAAGAGGUUUUUGAAGGUAAAACUAGUUUAGGUUUUACAGAAAGUUCAGAAAUUGUGCUUAAGUUAAAAUAUAUUGCUUUUAAUUUUUAGUGUAUUUUAUAACAUAGAAGAAUAUAUUCUCAUCCUUUUCAAAACAGACAUUACAUUUUUGGAGGCUAGAAUAUAUUUAUUUUCUUCUAAAUUUCAACAAUACUUUAAUUUAUUUAAUGAGAACCUAACUUUAGGUUUAAUUAAAAAAAUCACUCUUUUGGCAUCAUCUGGUGAUAGAAUUCCUAGUGUAUAGUAGAUAGAAUGUACGGUUAAAUAUGAAUAAUAAUAUGACUCAAUCCACUUUCUAUAAUUAAAUGGUCACCUGAUUUAUUUAUGAGUGCAGAAAUAAAAAAAAACUUUUCAAAAUAUCAUGACCAAAUUUAAUGAAUUGUUUUGUUUUUUGAUUCAUCAUAGAUGUCUAUGCAUUCUUGUGUUUAAGAUAAUCUUUUUAUUGUCUCUUUAAAAGACUGGAGAUUCAAUAAAAACUGUUCUUGUCAACACUACAUGUGUGGCUGCUCUGUGCAUCUGGAAAUCCCCCAGAUCUCACUCAACAAUACAGGUAUGUACAACAAUUGUUAGCACCAAAUACAGCCUCCCAAACACAUGUUUUCACAUGCAAAUUGUUCGCACUAGGCCUAAUGUCAUCAUCCUAAAGCCUUUACCUCAAAGUUUAUCAUAUAUACAAUUUAUCCCAAACACACAUGAUGAAGUAUAAUUAAUUUGUAAACUGAAAGAAGAUGAUUUUAAUUAUUUUGAUUUGAGUUUUAUAAUGAAACAUAUUUAUUACAAAAUAUUACUAAAGCAAAAUAGAGUAGGAGUCAGAAAUUUUUUUAAAAAGUGAUCUACUUAAAACAGAAACUUGUCCAAUUUAUUUCAUCGUAUUUUUUAUUUAAUCUACAGGUUGUCUGAGCGUGACUUACCUUGCGGAUGAAGUUGGAUUCGAAUUUCUAUUCACUCUGGAUGGAAACGUUAUUUUUGAUAGGAAAUUAUCAGGUAUUUGCAUAUUUUACACAUUCUUUUAAACUAUUUGUAGUUGGAACUUUCAAAUGAAUGCAAUCAUUUAUUUUUUUCCCUAAUUUUAAUCUGUGACAUCUGUCUUUUAUUGUCUAUUUUGUUGGUUUUUUUUAACUUAAAAGACAAGAAUUAAAAUAUUUCAAAAACAAAAAUCUUAAAUUUUUUUCAAACUGCAAGCAUUGCCUCUCGCAUUUGGUUACAUUUCAAAAUCUAAAACAAAUGCCAAAAGAUUAUAUCUACAUUUUUGUUGGAUAGAUAGGAAUGAAAAUAAUCUUGAAAACAAAUUAAAUUUUGUUCAUAAAGAAGUUACUGGAAUAAUGGCACAAAAACAUCCUUUCUGUUUCACUGCGUUUGUAAAACAUCUAUUAGUUUAUAUAAAUGAAGGCUGCAGUAAAUUUUCUUAUCAAAGUUCUUAGAAUUGAUUUUUUUUUAAUAAUGAAAAGGUUCAAAAUAUUUUUACAUUUUGCAUUCAUUAAUUUUUUUUUUUUUUCAAGUGAAAAAUCCACCGGCCCUAUGCACAGGAGGUCCAUUUGUCCACCAUCUGGCGAGAAUAUGUUUUCGUUUCCAUGACCUGGAUUAUAAGGAGAUGCAGUUUACCGGCUGUGCAUCUCUCGAGGCUGAGCUGGAAUCGGUUCUUGUUAAAACAUUGAAGUUGGGCUGCUUCGGAAUACCCACACUUUUCCUACUCUAACGCUAACAUAGAAUCGUUAAUCCCUGAAACACAUAUCAUAAUUUAAAAACCAAUAGCAAGAGUUUAUCCGUCAUUAUAUUGAUAUUUAAGUUAAGAGAAUUACACAUUUUGGGGUUGUUACAUUUUUUAAACAUGUUUACUACUAAUACCAUUUUUUGUAGGACUGAGAGUUUUUAAGUUUCAGUUAAUUAUUUAUGUCAAUAUUAUAGUUCAAAUUAUGGAUGAUAUAAAUAUAUAGACAAUAUAUAUAUACAUAUUUAUUGUAAUGAAAAGUGACAACUUGAAGACCUUAGUGCUAAAAGUACUUAAGUAAAAAAAUACACAUUUUGAGAUAAUCAAGUUUAAAUAUUCUUAUCAUCUAUAAAAGGUGAUCAUUUUCAUAUUUCUUCUUGUUUCAUAAGGGACAUUUCAAUGUGUUCAAAUUUUUGCAACAUACUUGGCUAAACUGGAUAAGAAAAAGUCACAGUUUAGAUUUAUUUCGACAAAAAGUACUUUUAAACCAAUUGUUUUUUUAAAACAAGGGUGGAAGAAAUGUUUAAUUGUUUUAAUGACAAAUAUCAAAUUUCAAUAUGAAUUUUUAUACCUAAAUAUUGCCUAAAGGACAUGUGGUACAAAUGUAUUAUUGUUUUAGUUGCAAAAAGUUUUCAAAAAAUUAUAUCUAUUUUGUAGUUGGAAUUUGCCUAAAAUUGAAGUGUGCAUUAGCUUCUGUGUCUGUACCAAAAUCACCAAUUUAUGUGUAAAAAAUUUGCAUGGUGGUAAAAGUAAUUUUCAAGAACUAAGCUUUUUUUAAUAAAGCCUACAUACAUAGUUUUAUAAUUGUUGAUUGAUGAAUGAUUGUUAAUUAUAAAUAAUCAAAAUACUCCAAAAAGUGCACAAUUAAAAAUGUUUUUUUAAAUUCAUUAAAUGUCAUUCGUUGUAAAUUGUUGUUCUUCUUCUUCUAUAUCUUAAGGGCCCACGAUCAAUUUAUUGAUCAUUUUGGCUCCUAUAUGGUGUUUCAUAAUCAUUUUACUCUGUUUUAAGAGUUGAUAUUUUUUUAAGUAUUUACACAAAAAUGUAGCCAACGUCUCACAAUUUAAUAUUAUAACAUCAAAAUAAGUUUAUUUCUGAAGUGUUGAAUUUGAAUGUUUUUUUUUUAUGUAAGAUCAAUGAAUGUAAUGCUUAUGAAUUUUUUCAUAAAGUGAACUGUAUGCAAAUGUAGUAAAAACAUUACUGCUUUUAAAAAAAAAAAAUUAUGGAAGGUCAGUGUGCUGGAGAAUGAAAUUAUUUCAUGAAUGCAUUUAUCAGUGUCUAGUCUCUCUUUAAGCUGCUUAAAUUUUAAAUUUUACUAAUGUUGAAAUUAGCAAUUAUAAAAAUUGUGUUGUUUUUUUCUACCAUGCAAUGAACAAUAAUUUUUUAAUAAAAAUUAACUCCUCUCCAUUUUUUAAUAUUUAAUUAAUUAUUAUUUCAUUUGUCCUGACUUAUACAUAUAACAUAACGGAAGUUUAACCUAAUUUACAUAGUCGCCACAUUUGACAAUCGGUACACCAUUGGCCGAAUGGCAUUAGGACAAACUGUACAACUUUUUGUUUAACAUACAUCAUAGUGUCCUACACUGACUUUGAACCAAAGCAUUCUUGAAUAUGGGUGUGUGAGAGCUCUUAUGUAUAUAUAUGCGAGUACCACUGAUCUUAUUUUAAUCUUGUGAUAUUAGACAUAACCGAGAAUAGAACGUUAAAAUUCCUUGUAAAUGAAAAGUGAUUUCAUCUCUGUAACUUUGAAAUUGUAAUGUUAUUGAUAUUCUUUUUUUUUUUUUUUCCAUUCGAGAACUAUAUUUUUUUUAUUUAUACUACCAUUUAUUCUAAUUUUUUUUUAAAGUUGUUAUUUUUUGGAGUUGUACUAAAAUUCAUCUCAGUUUUCUUUAUCAUAAUUAAUUAUAACUUUUAGAUGAAUUUUUCUUCUUAUACCAAAUGUACCGAAUUUAUUAUUAUUUUUAUUAUAUUUUUUGCCUUAAUUUUAUUCCCCCGCCAUUACUUAUCACAUAACAUUAGAACACGCUGUCCGCAUUGGACAAAUUGAAUCAAUCGGUGUACACGCCACCCUAAUCAAAAAUGAUAUUUUCCUAAUCAUGUGUUAAACAAAUUGAAUUUUUAAAAAUUGCUGGUGUCGCCAAGAGAUACGUUGUCCAUUCUAUGUCUCAUCUAUAACGGGUUGAUUUGUUUUCUUUUAUUUUGUUUCGCUUUAACAUGAUGUAGCUUCUAUGACGAUUCAAUCAUUCGUUUACAUCUGCCAUUCAUGAACGCAGUCAUUGUGUGUCUUAAGGCGAUCAUUGAAUGAAUGCCAUGUCAUUUUACCAAUCUCUAUAAUUUUUUUUUUUAACAUUGAGACACUUCCCUGUUUUUAUUUUUGAGAGUAUAUAAUUUUUUUGCGAAUCCAAAAUUGCAUCAUUACAAAACCAUCUCAUUACAGUCAAGUGUUUAAAUGCUACUAGGUUUAAAAGCCCACCAAGGCACACAUCCAAAUAAACUCAUAUCAUUUUUUCUUACAAACAUAAUUAUUUUUUUUCUUGACUUCCCAGGAGUUGUUUUAUAAUACUUAAUAAUUCAGAGUGCCCUAUUUAGCCAGUCAAUUUGUAAAUGUUCACAGGUGUUUCUCAGGUGUAUGCGUGUUUACUGCGAACUUAAGAUUUCAAGGUCAAAUCAAUUUGUAAAGUUGUUUAGGUUCG
Messenger RNA from Lymnaea stagnalis (great pond snail), 5793 nucleotides. The record is from the annotation of a GenBank genome assembly. NCBI's taxonomy places the organism in Eukaryota, Metazoa, Mollusca, Gastropoda, Lymnaeidae.